This is a messenger RNA of Pocillopora meandrina, 4181 nucleotides long. NCBI's taxonomy places the organism in Eukaryota, Metazoa, Cnidaria, Anthozoa, Scleractinia, Pocilloporidae. The record is from the annotation of a GenBank genome assembly.
AUGAUGGCGUUAUCGGCUGAGUUUUACCGAGCGUUUGGAUUGUUUCAAGUUUCUUUGGUCUUCCUUGGAUCCAGUCUUGCUUACGCUGAAAAUAAUCCCUCGCCACGAUUUCCAGUUGGCGAUCCACGAAACUGUCCUCUUACAAACGGAGUUCAUCGCGCCGAGGUUCUUCCGGGAGGCGGCUGGGACAACCUAAGAAAUGUUCAUAUGGGCGCUGUUUCAGUGAUGAAUUACUCCAAGUGCAAGACUUCAGACGACGGCAAGUAUCUCAUUCCCGAUGAUGUGUUCCUGUAUCCUAUCAAGGAGAGCAAAGUGCAUGUAUUUGCUGAAAUGUACGAUCACUGGCACAACUAUUCGUCCACCACAACGAAGUCUAUUAAUGCUGAAGGAAAAUUUGGUUUUGGAAGUGUAAGUGGUUCGUUUUCUUCUGAGUUCGAAUCAGUGAAGAAACAUCAAGUGGAAGAUAAGACUGUAACCACUCGAGCACAACUACGCCAUGUUUUAUACACGGCGAAACUCCAGCCCGAUGCCCCCCUAGAGCUACCGUUCAAGUCCCGUUUGCUCGAGAUCGCAUCUCACUUACAGCAUAUCAAUACUGCCUGUGCGAAUUUUCUCGCCCUAAAAUUAGUUCGAGAUUUCGGAACGCAUUAUGUUACAGGCGUCAAGGCCGGAACAGCCCUGGCCAAAGUGGAUCACUUGACAAAGAAAUUCGUUGCUGGUUUCAGUGAAGAUAAAAGUAAGAUCACAGCCGCCGCGAGUGCAUCUUUUUUGGGAAAGUUUGGAGUCGGUGCUGGCUAUACUCAGACAACAGACAAAAAAGUUUUGGAUGAAUACACACAGAACAUCGUUUAUUCCACAGUAUAUACAUUCGGUGGACCUCCAUUCAGGAUGAAUUUUACCAUUAAUAAAUCGGAAGACCAACUAUCGGAUGAGCUGGUUGCAGUUGAUCGGUCCGGAGACCCUCUUCACUUUGCAAUUACACCCAAAAGUGUACCAGAAUUGUCCGAAGAACUGGUCUUCAAACUAGCCAACGUUGUCGGAAAAGCCAUUAAGCAGUACUAUGAGCACAAUACCAUUAAAGGAUGCACCAAAAUGGACUCUCCGAACUUCAGCUUUCAGGCCAACCUCGACGAUGGAUCUUGCGAGAGUCCAACCAAUAACUACACCUUUGGGGGCGUUUAUCAAACGUGCCAAUGUGAUGGCUCUCUAUCCAGUAAUCCAUGUGAAUCCUUUCUCCAGAAGAACCCUCUCACGGCCAACUACUCUUGUAGUAAUGGUUAUGAACCAGUCAUGGUACAUCAAGGUCGCACACCCGAAAGCUGUCAUCGUGAGUGCCACGGAUGGUGGAUUUUUAAAAGCUGCGACACUCAUUGCAGAUUCGCCAGCUGCGACACCUACUGGUGUGUUGCUAAAGGUUCGGUGCCUCGUAAUACAGGAUAUCUCUUUGGUGGACUCUACAGCAAUGUGUUAAAGAACCCAGUCACACAAGAUCACAGCUGUCCAGCGAAGUUUUAUGCCUUGCGCUUCGGAACCACUAUGCAAAUUUGUGUGAGCGAUGACUACGAGCUAGGCUUCCAGCAGUCAGUCCCCUUUGGUGGCUUCUUCAGUUGUAAUACUGGUAAUCCUCUCGGUGUAAAGAAAGUAGCGGACAGUACCAAAGGAUCAAACGGUAUGUUCUCCCUUUCCCUUAUACACCUUAUAUUGGUAGGCAUGUUCUCUCUGCUUUUCUCAAGACAUUUCCUAUUUUAACGACGGGGAGAAAUUGUUUAACGAUCAAGAGCUUCUUUGAUAAAUGAUUAUUUUUUUUGUAUUCGUGACCUUAGUGUUUGAUUUAGGAGUGAGAAUGUGAAGAGAAAUUAGAUACUUAUCACUGUUAGAGGUUGAAGGGUUACAUUGAAAUAGACCCUUAAGCUUAAUGGUUUCGUUUUCUUCCUUUUUUUGCCUUUGAUAUAACUUUUUUUUUAUCCUUAAUGAUUGCUAGAAAUUCUUAAAACUCAAAAAAGCCUGAUUAUUUUAAGAUCAGUAGGCGCAUUUGAUUCUUGCUUUCUCGUUGUUGCGAUUUUGCUUAGGAUCAAUAUAUCAUUUUGUUGCAAUUUUAUCUGAAAGCAACUCUAAAAAGCUUUAGUGGCAAAGAGCAUUUAACUGCCAAAUGAAAAUAGAGCCUGACUUUCUGGUUUCAAUUACCACUCGGCCAACCUACAACUCAUCAACAAUUGACGGCCUUUGUUUUCCAACGCAGGUAUGGCUUUUUCUUUCGUUUUUCCUUGAAAACAUGUUUCCCAUGAAACUUUGUUCUAAAUAAGUAAUGUUCGGCUUUUCCAAUUGUUUUGCGGUACUAUUUUCUUCCGACUAUGAAGGAAAUUUUGAAAGUCAUGGUUUGGUAUCAAUCGAUAAGUUUUUUUUUUCUUCUAGCUCGGUGAGAAGCUACGACACCUUUUUAAGUCCAUGAAUGGUUAGGGAAUAUGACCGCAUUUAUGAGAACUAGAAAAAAAAUGAGCGAGAUAAUUUUGUACACUUUCGAGUCGCAUAAAUAAAGUAAAUGUUGACACUCAGAAUCGGCUACAUAUGGGAAAUGCUUGUUGACAUCUAGCGUUAUACAGUGAUAAGAUCUUGAUAAAAGAGAUUUCACACGAAAUUUCUAAAUCAGGAGCACAAGCGAACGAUCGAGGAACAAAGCCAACAUCUAACUCGGGUUCUUUCUUUUUCGCGGUAAAGCCUGAACACAACUUAGCCACUGUCAUUUAUCUCCGCCCUUAAUGCAGGGUGGCCAAACCAAUACCUUGAGACCUUACCAUUCGCGUCCACCUAUCCCAGUUAAUUUCGCUCAUAUCUGAAUUAGAACUGUGUUUUCUUUUAUCGAACACAACGAGACAGGUUGAGACAACGAUCAAAUCUUCCUUCAUUCGUUUGCUUAUCCGUUUUGUCUUUUGCUACUUUGCAGGUCACUCAGGCUUGGAGUUGUUUGUGAACCAGUCUGGUCCGUCUGUGUGGCCUAAAACCUGUCCAAUAGGUUAUUCUCAACACUUGGGAGCCAUUGAAGAAGACUGUGAGAUCAACUUCUGCGUGAAGUCCAAUAUAUUCAACAGCCAGGGAUUUCCCAUCAUCAAAAGACCUCCUUACUCGAAUGCGCCCAAAAUUUAUAAAUACACCGUGCCCUUGCUUGUGGUUAACAAUGACACCGGACAAAUUUGGUCAAAACGAUCCAACUCAACACAUUGGGUUUUGGCCACUAAAAGGUGAGUGACGGGAAUGUCAUUCUCUGAGCAGAGUCGGUACUGAGUAGAAUACUACAUGGUGGAAACCUAUUGUCAGUGACAGUAAAAGCCAUCAUCAGAGUAAAGUGAGAGGUUGUUUGCUAGUCGAAUGACUGCGCAGGUUUCUUUGUGUUAUCAUUAGUUUUAAGCUCGAGUAGAGUUCGUCAAUUUCGAUCUCUACGGUUAGUAAAGUUAGGUCGUUCAGAUCAUUGGUUAUAUCCAUGUUCCGAGAGGAGAAGGGAAAAGGGGGGGAGCGGAAGAUUUUUAGGGGAUCACAAUGUUUUAAGGGGAAACUGCAAGGGGAUCAGCAGUUUCUAGCAGAGUUUAUGAGGGGGGGAAAUAGAAAAUUGACUGCCAGUGAGGGGAGGGGGAUCAUGAGAAUACUGCAAAGCCUCACGAGAAGAUCAUCUGAAUUUUAUCAUGACGCAACCAAAAUCCUCGUCCCCCCCCCUUCCCUCACUCUCCCUCGAUGUCCCCAAACUUGUUGACCAACCAACGAACAGAAUAAUAACAAAUCAAGGGACAAGGAAACUAAAUUUAUUAGCAGAGCUAAAUGAACUGACUGUCACUAUUAUUUCAACGAGCUGGAUCUUCUCAGGGAAUUAAUAAACCAUUUCUCGUAUCUCUUUCGCAUCCAGCUCGGUUGCUGAACUUGCAGCCGAAACCAACCCAGAUGGUCUUGCGCAUGAAAACGUGAAAUCUACCACUCAUGGCAAACAAAAGUCUUCCUCCCAGAGUUCCCGUGAUGCCAAGGGUGCCGGGGCCAUGGCUGGUAUUACAUUCGGCGUGACAACAUUGCUGAUCGCAGUCAUGGUUAUUGGCUGGCGUCGCCAUAAGACCAAUCAAAGAGAGAGCAGCGGUUUGAUGGAGCCAUUGAUUCCCACUGAGUGCGACGCAGUUAAUGAGCAAGGAAGCCUACGAGUUUGA